AUGCUUCUUGUGCAAAAAAAAUCUGAGCCUGAUUCCAGUGAAAUAAACGAAGCAACUAGGCUCUUCUCUGGUUUAGCGGACCUCGAUUUUGAGCCUGGUUACAAUGAUCAUAUGUAUUUUCAAUAUUUGUCUAAUAUAUUAGAAAAGGGUUUUACAGUUGUUGAUCAUCCAUCCGAAGUUUAUAGGAUACCCGAUGCUCAUGAAUAUAUUGAUGAGAGUUUGCCUCUUCGCCUAGUUCUGGAUAUCGACGCGAGGCAAAAACCUGAUCCCAUGAAUCCCAAAUACCCUUCCUUAGAUGAAUAUAAAAUUUCUU
Molecule: messenger RNA, 313 nt
Organism: Racocetra persica
Lineage: Eukaryota; Fungi; Glomeromycota; Glomeromycetes; Diversisporales; Gigasporaceae
Source: the annotation of a GenBank genome assembly